Papilio xuthus (Asian swallowtail) is the source of this 2668-nucleotide messenger RNA. Its product is annotated as CLK4-associating serine/arginine rich protein. The coding region runs from base 30 to 2477 and encodes 815 amino acids. The transcript is spliced from 16 exons. Lineage: Eukaryota; Metazoa; Arthropoda; Insecta; Lepidoptera; Papilionidae. The record is from RefSeq and is a predicted model, not a curated record.
UAUUGUUAUAGUAUUAUUAAAAUUGUAAGAUGUGGCACGAAGCUCGUAAGCAGGAGCGAUUGAUCCGUGGUAUGAUUGUGGACUACCAACGUAGAGCGGAGCGGCGCAAAGAUUUCUAUGAAAAAAUUAAGGCUGAACCUACUCAGUUUCUGCAGCUUCAUGGGCGACCGUGUAAAAUACAUUUGGAUCCAGCUAUUGCUGCCGCGGGGGAGGGGCCAGCUAUAAUGAUGCCAUGGCAGGGUGACAGCAGUAAUAUGAUAGACCGUUUUGAUGUAAGAGCUCACUUGGAUUACAUAGCUGAAGUAAAAAAUCCAGACAUACCACCAGAUGAACUUGAUCAAGAGGAAAGGCAGUGCAAUUAUGAAAGAUAUAGAAUUCUUGCACAAAAUGCAUUCUUAGGAAUAAGUGAAGACAAAUUCUUACAACAAUUAGCUAUAGAAGAACAGUUUGGUGUCACCGUUGAAGAGAAAGAGAUGCAGAAAGAGAAAUUGGGUGAAAAGAAAGGGACGGGUGCUGCUAUUGCCUACAAUUAUAAUGAUCCAGGAGCCGAACCGUCUAGUUCUAAUGGCCCUGAGAUUAAACAAACGGAAGCAAAAGAUUCUGAUGAUGAAUCAGAUAUAGAAAUUAUUGAUGUUGAUUUGAGCAUUGAUGUCAACAAAAUGGAGGCUUCACAGGCACACGAGUUGAAUUCAGUGGGUCCACUGUUUGGGAUGGCGGGAUGUGAUAUGUUCUCAUUCCUAACUGGGGAUGCGGAUGAUGCAGAACAUCAGAAACAACUACUAAGAGAAGAAAAGGAAAAGGCCAUGUACUCUGGCAGAAAGAGCAGAAGAGAGAGACGCGCUCAUCGUGACAAGAAAUUAGCGACGCGCGUGGUGUCGCCCCCGAGCUACGCGGCACCGCAGCCCCGGCCGGCGUCACGCUCCCCGAGCCGCUCCCCCAGCCGCAGCCCCUCACCCGCAGACAACAUCGAAUUCAUCACAUCCUUCGGCGGGGAGGAUGAUGAAGUUAAGCCAUUACAGUCUCAAAAGACGCUGUAUGUGGAUAAAUUGAAACAAAAUCUUAAGAAGACAGCACUGUAUGCAGAGGUAGCGAGAAAAUUCUCGAAGGCAAGUUCACCAUUGAGAGAUAGAUACGCGCGACCCGUGAUAGGACCUCGCGUGCCAGAGACGAGGGCGAGGUCGAGGACGAGAUCGCGAACGAGAUCGUAUACACGUUCGCGCUCUCGGUCUCGAUCACGGUCCCGAUCUCGCUCCCGAUCGCGACCCAUCACACGCUCUAAGUCGAGGUCUCGCUCGCGGAGGAAGUCCCGUUCAAAGUCGAGGUCCGCGAGGUCAAGAUCCGCAUCCUCAAGGUCGCGCUCAAGAUCGUACAGCCCGUACAAAAGGUCGCGCUCAAGGUCAAGGUCUCGUAAAAAUAAACGAUCCCGCAGCCCUUCCAAUAAUAUGAACCAUAAUAAUUCGCGGUCGAUGUCGUAUGAAAGUAACGACAAAGGUCAGAGUAAGCCGGUGCCGCGGUACUACGGCCGGCGUAAAGAAGACAAGUCUUCAAGUGAACUCUCCGUUGACUCUGGAACUAGUGACACAGAUGAUGACAAACAUAAAUCGACGGUGGGCAAUAAAUCAAACACAAACCAGAAUCAGUUACGAUUGUCUGGAUGCAGCACCAAAGGUCCAUCGCGAGAAACUCUUACUCUAAAAGAGAAAUUGAAACGGAAAAUGCAAGCUCAAUUAUCAAAGCAAUUGCGUGCUGACAAGCGCGCUGAGGCUGAGCGUGCGGAGCGCGAGAGUCGGCGGCAGGCGCGACGCGACGAGGAGAUGCGGGACCUCGUCAUCAAGCUGCGCCGCAAGCAACGUGAGAUAAGACAUCUGCAGAACCGACGCUCGAGCGAUGAUAACUCUGAUAGAAGUCGCAGCGGCUCUUCUUCGAGAGGAUCACCUGAUGAGAAGAAAAGAGACUAUAGUCGAUCAAAAUCUCCAUCACCCAAACCCAAACGAAUACCAGUAUGGGAGUCGGAGGAAGUUGCACCACAAGCGUUCAGAGCUAGAGCACAAGAAAUUGGUGAUAAUUACCAGAGGAUAAGAAGAAGAUAUCAAGAUAAUUCAGAAGAAUGUUACAAUAGACAAUAUGACAGAAGAUACGAAGAUAAAAUACAAGGCUUCAAUAGAUACGAAAGGUAUCCUAAUAAAGAACAUGGCCGUUCAGAGUACAAUCGUUUUGAAAACUACGAUAAUAGAUGGGAAGAUAAGAGUUAUCAAGAUAGAAGAAGACCUUUCAAUCCUCAGUUCAGAAAUAAUUACAGAGAUCCGAAAUAUCACGGCGAAGGACCAUCACAAUGGCCGCCGCAAUACCAACAUGGCGACAGAGAAGGUGGUGGAAAUUAUUUUAAAAGUGAGAGAGAAAGUGCGGGGAAUUAUUGUAAAAAUGAAAGAGAUAAUGUGGGGAAUUGUAAAAACAAAGUUAAGCUUGUCGAUUAUUAGGUUAGAAUUUGAAAGUACAUAUAAUUUUGUGGCAACUAAAUCCUACAUCUGGAAUCAAACAACAAAUAGAUAUGCUCCAUUUUAAUGAAUGUAUGAAAUAAUGGAUUUUGCAUCACGGUUGGGAAAUAAAGAAUAUAUUUCCUCAUUUCAUAAUUUUUUUUAAUCAGUUUUAUUAAAAUAAAUCUCUUUCC